ACAUCACUGCUACUAAACUUUUGGUUGAGAUGGAUAAGAGACUAAUCCAGUGUCAACCGGAGACGGAACGUAAAAGCAAGAAGAUCCUGAUUCAGGAAGUGGAGGAGGAUGAGAUACGGGAAGAGCAGAGAGCUUGUCCGGUUGAGCCCAGCGAGGCAGUGGGAGGGGAGAGUGCCGCUGCUGCUCCUGCCGAGAGGGGAGACAUGGGAAAUGCUCAGAAGAAGCCCCACGGCAGAGGAGGGGAAGGGGGCCCCAGCCCGCAUACAGACCACAAUUCACACGGAAGCCACUGGAAAAACCGGGGAGGAAUUGCAGAGAAGUACAAGGUGAACCAACAGGACUCGACGUCGGACAAGGGUCUGUGGAACGGAGCUCGGGGCUCAGGCAGGAGGGACUCUGAGGGAGCCAGGCCGGUCGGGGGAGACAGAAGCAACCUCGACGCCCCUUGUGGGGCCCUGCCCCCGCCGUUGGCCCGGCUCAAGAACGAGGGAAACCUGUUCUUUAAGAAUGGACAGUUUGCUGAUGCGCUGGACAAAUAUUCACAGGCCAUCACGGGCUUCACAGACUCAGGAUUGGACAGCCCUGAGGACCUGUGUGUGCUCUACUCUAACAGAGCAGCCUGCUACCUGAAAGAUGGAAACAGCCCUGAGGACCUGUGUAAUAAUGUCUCUGUGUCUGGUUGGUAGGAUUGGACAGUCCUGAGGACCUGUGUAAUAAUG
Molecule: messenger RNA, 719 nt
Organism: Oncorhynchus gorbuscha (pink salmon)
Lineage: Eukaryota; Metazoa; Chordata; Actinopteri; Salmoniformes; Salmonidae
Product: sperm-associated antigen 1A-like
Exons: 4
Coding region: 30-686 (218 amino acids)
Biological process (GO): axonemal dynein complex assembly
Cellular component (GO): cytosol
Molecular function (GO): protein binding
Source: RefSeq, a predicted model, not a curated record